CAGCUGAAGGGGAAGUUCCCCUGACACUGCAUAUAAAUGCUCAAAAUGCUUCUUUUAAACCUUUCAUUGAGAGGAAGAGCAUGACAGGAUCACAGCAGUCAACACGGCAGGACAUCAGGAUCAGCAGGACAAUAAAAGCACAACAAGAAACCUGCACAUAGUCGUCCAGAGAUGACCAUGAACACCAUGACCUCACUUCUUUACACUACAGUCAUUUUGUGUGUUGCUGCCUGUGCUGGCUCCUUUCCUGCACCCUCUCGCAUCUUCAUGUCUGCCAGAGUGAGUUCCUCAGCUGUUCUACCAUGUGACUGUAGAAACGUGUCCACCCAAAGUCCUCAUGUUGAGUGGAAAACCAUCUCUGAGACGGUGUUUGAGCGAAGGGGUGGAGAUCUGUAUCAGGGUGAGGGGUAUGAAGACCGUGUGGACGUUCCUGAAGAUCACCUGCUGAAGGGGGACUGUUCACUGGAGUUGAAGAACAUCAGACCUGAUGAUGCAGGAGUUUAUGAAAGCUACCUGCUGGUGAGACGAAACAAGAGAUCCCUCCGUUCUCAAAGAGUCUUCCUCCAGAGCGUGGAGCUCUCAGUAGAUGAAACACCUGAGGAAGACUUCAGUGACAGGGUAGCUGUAGCAGAUGAGGCUGGAAUGACCAGUCAUUACCCACAGAUCAUAGCGCUUUCCCUCCUUUCAAGCUCACUUUUCCAUCUCUUCUGAGAGGAAACACAGCAGUACAACAUGAGCCGGCGUUCCUCAAUAACGGAGAACUGAAGAUCAUUUAAGGAUCGAGUUCCGUUAUUUUCAGUUAUUCUGUUUUCUGUCGUCUGUAAAUGUUUCCAUCGUUUGAUAAUCUGAGACGUACGUCCCACAGGGACUUGUCCGCUCUGCUUCUGUUGUUUAUCGUGUUCUGCGUGUCGAGGGGGGCGUCCUGUUUUUCAGUGUUUUCAGAUGAAAAUGUUCAGGGACUGAAAUAUCAGUGCAUCAUUAUGUAUAUGAUUCUCUGAGGGAGCAGAAGAUUCAGAGACAGCUUUGCACUGUUAACCAAAAUCAGUACUACUGAGUGUUAAAGUGAAGCAGGAGACAGUAAAGAGCACCUUUACUGAGAGUAAAACAUUGUUUACAGUUUACUGCAUGAACUGUAUAUGAAACAUGGCUUUGUGACUGUGAAGCCACACUAAUGCACAUCUAAAAGAUGUUAAGCUGUGCUGGGCUGAUGGUUCGAGAUGCCCUUUUGCCUGAUGAAUGUCAAAUAAAUCCAGCAUUUUCUCAUUUUUUUUUAUUGAAUAUUUAUCUAAACUCAGGAUGGACAAGUGUGUGUCCAGUGUCUCAUUCACAGACCAAUCUAAGAGUAGAAGAGCUGACCUUAUAUUAGCUAUUGUGACCAUUACAGUCAUGAAAACAGUAUGAAUCUGAUCUAAGUCUUGUUCACAUUAGUAGUGUUUUUUGUUGUCUUUUAUGAAAGCCAGCACUGUUUUUACUCCUACCUUUUAAGUGACCACACCUGUGGUCACUUAAAACAUCUUAAAUCAAUGUUGUUUUUCAGUUUGUCUGUUCUUUUGUUUAAAUUAUCUGUGUGAAAUCUUUACAGGAACAAGUAAAAAGAAUGAAGAAAUGUAAAUUCAGUUUAACAGGUUAUAAAUGUUACUGCAAAUUUACAGCUUUAAAUAUAAAGAUAAAUCCUUUAACCAUGUUUUAUGUAAAUGACCAUGAAAGACGCACUGUUAUUGGAUCAGGGAUCCUUUUAGAUGUGAUGCUCAUCACUGAUAUUAAUGUUCUGAACGUGACUGUGAUAUUGAUGUUUGUCAGUUGGCAACUCUGAUUCUGUGAAAUGUGUUUGUU
Messenger RNA from Colossoma macropomum (tambaqui), 1833 nucleotides. RefSeq names its product versican core protein-like. The transcript has 6 exons. Gene Ontology annotation, cellular component: external side of plasma membrane. The record is from RefSeq and is a predicted model, not a curated record. Lineage: Eukaryota; Metazoa; Chordata; Actinopteri; Characiformes; Serrasalmidae. Gene Ontology annotation, biological process: cell surface receptor signaling pathway; cellular response to lipopolysaccharide; T cell costimulation. Bases 172 to 711 code for a protein of 179 amino acids.